UCCACCUGUCGCCUCCGCCACCAGCCCCACACCCCGCAUAUAACACAUGUCCACCUCCAUGACCGUCUCCGUCUCCGCCGCCGCAUCUUCCUCCCUGCCUCCCCUCUUCCCCCGCCGCCGCUCGCCGCCGGCGUCCCUCGUCCCGGUCCGGAGCCUCCGGUCCCGCCCCCGCCCCCGCCCCCGCCUCCUCUCCUCCGCGCGCACGACCCCCGUCCUCCUCCCCGCCGCCGCGAUGGCCGCCCCGGCCCCCGCCGCCUCCUCGAAGAGGGACCUGCUCAUCUUCGACGCCGAGGAGAACCUCGCGGUGGCCCUGGCCAAGUACACGGCGGAUAUUUCCGCCAAGUUCGCCGCCGAGAGGGGCGCCGUCACCGUCGUGCUCUCCGGCGGAUCCCUCAUCUACGCCCUCAGGAAGCUGACGGAGGCGCCGUACCUGGAGACGGUUGACUGGAGCAAGUGGCAUGUGUUCUGGGUAGACGAGAGGGUCGUGCCCAAGGACCAUGAGGAUAGCAACUACAAGCUCGCCCUCGAUGGGUUCCUCUCCAAGGUACCAAUUCCUGCUGGUCAAGUGUAUGCUAUCAAUGAUGCCUUAUCUGCUGAAGGAGCGGCAGAGGACUAUGAAACUAUCUUGAAGCAACUUGUUAAGAAUGGCGUCCUUGCAAUGUCAAAGACAACUGGGUUUCCCAGGUUUGAUCUCCAGCUUCUUGGCAUGGGCCCUGACGGUCACAUCGCCUCUCUCUUCCCAGGCCAUCCUCUUGUUAAAGAGAACAAGAAGUGGGUCACCCACAUCUUGGACUCUCCAAAGCCGCCACCACAGAGGAUCACAUUCACGUUUCCGGUGAUCAACUCCUCCGCAUAUGUCGCCAUGGUGGUAACUGGGGCUGGGAAAGCCGGUGCAGUGCAGAAGGCGAUUUCUGACAAGAAGACUUCUGAUUUGCUCCCUGUUGAAAUGGCUAUACUUGAUGAUGGAGAAUUCACCUGGUUCACCGACAAGGAGGCGGUGUCGAUGCUGCAGAACUAGUGAGUCCCAUGGCGAUCCAAGGUUUAAGCUCGAUCUUAAAAUAAAAGUGAAUCCGACGGUUGCAUUCCUCCCUGGUGGGUUACCUGUAAGGUGAACUUGAGCUUUAUGUAGUACUCCCUCUGUUCCAUAUUAGUUGUCGCUCAAACAGAUGUACCUAGCACUGAAAUACGUCUAAAUACAUCCGUUUUAGCGACAACUAGUAAUAUGGAACGGAGGAAGUAUAUUAUUUCAGAGUAAUGUGUUUCAGACACUCCCUCAACUUCCAGCAUUUAGUAAAUAACAUUUGCUGAGGCAUUGCCCAACGGGUGCUCAGAUUAUUUA
This is a messenger RNA of Triticum aestivum (bread wheat), 1339 nucleotides long. RefSeq names its product probable 6-phosphogluconolactonase 4, chloroplastic. Gene Ontology annotation, biological process: pentose-phosphate shunt; carbohydrate metabolic process. Gene Ontology annotation, molecular function: 6-phosphogluconolactonase activity. The coding region runs from base 47 to 1018 and encodes 323 amino acids. The record is from RefSeq and is a predicted model, not a curated record. NCBI's taxonomy places the organism in Eukaryota, Viridiplantae, Streptophyta, Magnoliopsida, Poales, Poaceae. The transcript has 3 exons.